Molecule: messenger RNA, 1918 nt
Organism: Pisolithus orientalis
Lineage: Eukaryota; Fungi; Basidiomycota; Agaricomycetes; Boletales; Pisolithaceae
Product: FAD/NAD(P)-binding domain-containing protein
Exons: 4
Coding region: 316-1881 (521 amino acids)
Biological process (GO): protein geranylgeranylation; small GTPase-mediated signal transduction; vesicle-mediated transport
Cellular component (GO): cytosol; cytoplasm; nucleus
Molecular function (GO): GDP-dissociation inhibitor activity
Source: RefSeq, a predicted model, not a curated record
UGCCGGUGUAACGAGCAUGCACUAAAAGCAUUCUAUCAGAUACACCCUGAAACAGGAACCAAAGGGUCUCUCACAAUGCUCGAGUUGUGUAUUUGCGGUGUACCUCAGCUCUGAUGACUACAAUUGUGGGAAUUUGCUUAGCGAGCGAUCAAAGCAGAUUACCGGUCUUACCAUGGUGGAGGUGGACUGAGGAGAGGAGAUGACACUCGUCUCCAAUGCCGGUGGCAGCGGGCCGCUCGUGGGUCACGUGAUUACUGUCCGGUAACUUAGGUCGGUCGGCGUCGGCGGACUCCUGUCUCCGCUGUUUCCUGCACAAUGGAGAACGAAUUUGAUGUUAUCAUCAUUGGCACUGGUCUCACACACUCCAUGAGUGCCGCCGCACUUGCCAAGGCCGGACUCAAAGUAGCCCAUGUCGAUCCGAACCCAUACUAUGGUGGAGACGAGGCUGCUUUGACGCUGGACGAAAUAGUUGCAUGGGCUGAGCAUCAUGCUUCCUCAGAUUCCGUCGAUCAAGUCCAGAGAUGCCCCACGUAUACCACAGAAUAUUGUUCUGCGCUCAACGUGUCGCAUCCGAAGCAAUACACGAUAUCUCUAUCUCCUUCCGUUAUUCCCGCCAUCGGUCCUUUCAUCACAUCCGUAAUAGCGUCCGGCAUUUCGCGGUACUGUUCGUUCAAGUUGCUAGGUCCGGUCUCGAUAUACAAUGGCGGCCAGUUCAAAAAUGUGCCAAGGGGAAAAGAAGACGUGUUCAGGGAUCAGAAGAUCCCGUUGAUAGAAAAACGUCGUCUCAUGCGGUUCUUGAUGUUUGUUGCUGGGGAUUAUGAAAGUAGUCCCGAGUUCCAGGGUAAAGAAGACACUCCCUUCCAGGAAUUCCUUCGUCAAACAUUCUUUUUGAGCGAAGACAUCUCACAGAGCAUUGUAUUUGCGUUGGCAUAUUGCAGCCAUGCUGAUGAGCCGACGGCUUCUGCGUUGUCCCGUGUGCGUAGUUGCUUGCAGUCUACAGGGCGUUACGGGCCUUCGCCAUUCGUCGUUUCUUAUUACGGAGGUUCAGGAGAUCUGGCUCAAGCCUUUUGUCGCGCUGCAGCUGUCAAUGGGUCUGUGUAUAUUCUGGGUCGACGGAUCGCGAACAUUGUUUAUAGGGGUUCGUCCUCCGAGGCUACGGGCGGCAGUCGCCGCUACGCUGUCGAACUUGACAAUUUUCCGGAGCCACUUUAUGCAUCCUGUCUGCUGUCCUCCCAAUGUCAUGUCCCCGAUCAUUUGCGACAUCUUUCCGCACCGAUAUCUUCAGAACCAUCAGAUGCUUAUAGUCGUAUUCGUGCAGUGGCGAGAGGCAUAGUCAUAUUGGAUAAUCCCUUGUUACCUCCACGUGAAGACAGCGAGGAGCCCGAGGCGACGCAGUCCGAUUCGUUUAUCAUGGUGUUUCCUCCCGGAUCAGUUGGGGGUGGUUCGGACGUGAGCGCUGUACAUGUGUUAACGGCCGGACCUGGUACGAUGUGUGCACCCCCCGGGAAAUGUAUAGUCUACUUGUCCAUGCCACUGUUGGACCAGGAACGAGGUGCUAAGGCGCUCCUGGAGCCCUAUCUUAUAGCGAUACUAUCUUCAGUAUCACCUCCUCCCAAUAUCCUCUUCCAGACGUUCUAUACCCAACAUUUCCCGACGGAGACAGAGCGCGACGUUCUGAUGGGUUCCGAGGAUGAUAUUACUUAUUGGACCGUGCCUGUCUUACCUGCAGACAUGUCGCACGCUGUCGACUACGCUGCUCAGAUCGCCGAGAAAGCAUUCUGGCAGGUUACGUUGUCGAUACGAGGGCCUGACGCUUCAUUAGAAGUCAGUAACGGCUUUUGGGUAGAUGCUGUGAGCAACGUUGAUGAGGAUUCCGAUUAGCUACAUAUUUACUUGGUGUAAUGUUAUGAAACGGGAG